AUGGAACGAUUGGAACGUCGUUCUGAACGCUAUACUGUUAUAAAUGCCCAUUUGCGUUCAGCAGAUGUUGGUGGCGUUAGUGAUGGAAGUGCUGGAGGAAAUGGUGAUGGUGGUGAAGAUGGUGGAGAUGGGAGAAUGAAUACAGCCAACUAUGAAUGUUGGCUCAAACUAGUCGAAACAAACAAUCUAAUUUCUGUAGAUAAUGGAAUACUUUUGUAUCAGGAAUAUAAAGAAAAACCCAAAAAACAAAGAUUAGAGAUGGUUAAAAAUAUAUGA
Molecule: messenger RNA, 276 nt
Organism: Rhizophagus irregularis DAOM 181602=DAOM 197198
Lineage: Eukaryota; Fungi; Glomeromycota; Glomeromycetes; Glomerales; Glomeraceae
Source: RefSeq, a predicted model, not a curated record